Messenger RNA from Glossina fuscipes, 938 nucleotides. RefSeq lists its product as uncharacterized. The transcript has 2 exons. The record is from RefSeq and is a predicted model, not a curated record. The coding region runs from base 432 to 803 and encodes 123 amino acids. NCBI's taxonomy places the organism in Eukaryota, Metazoa, Arthropoda, Insecta, Diptera, Glossinidae.
AAGAAGAAUGUUGGUGGAAAAUUCAGUAGAAACUGCAACCAGAGAGGCGUGCAGGGAGUUAUAAAAUAUUGAAUUUUGUUUGGUUAGCAAAAAUUGGAAAAAGUUCAAUAUCCGAGCAAAACAAGACACAAUCUUUUGUUGAAUGAAAAUCAGUGAUGUUAGUCUAAAAAUCAUUUUAAAAAUUUGCGGUACAAAAAAAGCCUCGGAACAUGUUACAGACAUGUUUUGUGUUAACUUUCAUUAUUAGUCUGCAAUCUCAACACAAUAGAACUGCUCUGUCCAACACAAAUGCUCUUUCUCGUUCUUCCCAUUCUCGUUCCCGAGAGCAGCUACUUAAGUAAAAACGUCGGCUAUCGCGACAUUGCUAACCAAUCCUAAAAGGUAACCGUCGAGGUGUUUGUGAAAAAUAUUAAAAGCAUCCAUUUAAAAUCAUGGAACAUGCACAAGUGAAUGAUGGUAUUGGCAAAAAGACUCUCGGUAAAGAAUGGAAAUUACUCACCGAAGCUAUGAAAAUAUUUUAUGAUAAACAUGAACAGCUCGAGAAAUUUUGUCAAGAACAAUCGCAAUCUUUAUGUGAAAUGCGACGAAUUUUUUUGGAUUACGUUCAAGAUCAAUUAUGCAGUGUUGAAUCAGAAAAUCUCUCGGCUUUGGGUCAACCAAAUGAGAAACUCCGAUUAAAAUCAAAUGAAAAUAUUAAAAUAACAGUAAAUGUUAAUAAAAUAAAAAAAAAUUCAGAACACAUUACAUUAGAGUUACUUGAAUGGAGCCGGCAGUGUAUUAAAACAUCGAAUUCAAGCACUUAAUGAUAAUUGGAAAUGUUUAGAAAACAUUCGAAAGUAGUUAGAAGUUUUCACCCAAAGAGAAAAAUCUGAGCUGGGACAACAACUUUAUUCUCUUGAGAAGAAGAUAUUCGCCGCCGAACAAGAGUUGCUUACAUA